This is a messenger RNA of Sardina pilchardus (European sardine), 6581 nucleotides long. RefSeq names its product granule associated Rac and RHOG effector protein 1-like. Gene Ontology annotation, biological process: Rac protein signal transduction. Gene Ontology annotation, molecular function: CCR4-NOT complex binding. The coding region runs from base 1249 to 4659 and encodes 1136 amino acids. The record is from RefSeq and is a predicted model, not a curated record. The transcript is spliced from 14 exons. Lineage: Eukaryota; Metazoa; Chordata; Actinopteri; Clupeiformes; Clupeidae.
AAGCUAAUAUUGGUUAUUUUAGCAAACUAGCUAGCUAGCUCUGCACCUAUCGAAGAUUAGCUAGUUUUUCAACUGGUGCAGUUCAUUCCAUUGCAUUCGCUUGCUUGCUGCUAACGUUAGUGGACAACGCUCUGAACACAGAGCUCGACAGCGAAAUGACCUAGAGGCCUUACAGAGACUCUGUGCUAUCAUCGGCUCCAGACAGCGUUCGUGGAGAGGCCUGGCCCGGACACGCAUAUAAAAACACACUCGCACACACACAGAGACACACACUCGCCUAGAGGCACGUCGUUUCCGAAGUGAGUGAUAACUACCUCAUCUGGCUCUAGCCGACCAUUAGGAGGAGGCCACAGACUUCCCAGCAGCCCCUGCUUCAACCAACCAACCAACCAACCAACCGACCAGCCCUGGUCUGACUGACUGGAUCUGUCAGCUCCCGCCCUCCCCACCCCAGACCUCCCUGAGUCCCCCCUGAUCCCAGCCAACCUCUAUCUCAGCGGCAGGACCUGCCUGGCUCCCACAAUCCUCUCUGCUUUUGUACAGCACAAAAAAACGCUUGCGCUUCUGUCCGCUGCCCUAGAACAGUGACUCCGACUGCGGCUCUUCCCACACGAUGAUCGCUCCGCUUGCAGCUUUUUAGACACUUUUGUAUGAGUUUUUUUUUUAUCGCUAGAGGUUUAUAUCCGGGGGUGUGACAGGACGGGGGUUUCUCCAUUUCUGAUCUUAAGGCUAGAUGACGCUCACUGGAGCUUUUCCUGAACUGAAGCUCUGCUUUGAAUGAGAGCAGUUCCCCGCCACACCUCUUGAGAGCCUGGCCGGUGUUCUGUCUCUUCAAGUGCGAGCCUGAACAGUCAUAGAAGAACCUCAGGUUCUAAGGUUCUACGUUCCUCUCUUGUUUCCCCCCCUCCCAUCCUUGACAGAGUGAGUUGCAGCAGGACUGCACGGAACGCGUUACAGACACUCUGUACCCUCCGCCCCCUUCUCUCUCUCUCUAUCUUCCUGUCUGUUCGUUCUGUCUCUCCCUGAGAUGCGCCUUCUCCAGAUGAAGUUUCUAAACAGCCUGUCCACCUAACUCUCGUGGUGGGCACUGUGGAGUGCAGGGGCAGUUGUGGUUGAGAGCGGCAGGUGUGUGUGUGUGUGGGGUUGUGUGUGUGUGAGUGUAGUAGACAGGCAGUAGCUUGGGGGGCUAGAGCGUGCGUGUGUGUGUGUGAGCGACACAAAGCCUCCGCCAGGGUCCGUUCACCCCUUAUGUAUUGUUGCAGCGCACAGGAGAGUAAAAUGGACUACAAGCGGCGCUUUUUGCUGGGCGGGUCCAAGCAGAAAGUGCAGCAGCACCAGCAGUACCAGAUGCCCGAGCUGGGCCGGACCCUCAGCGCCCCGCUGGGCUCCACGUGCGCGGCGGCCACGGCGCCCCCUCCGCCGCAGCUGGCGCCAUGCCCGCCGCCGCCGGCGCCCAGCACGGCCGUCGCCGACAUCCAGCAGGGCAUCUCCAAGUACCUGGACGCGCUGAACGUCUUCUGCCGCGCCAGCGCCUUCCUGACCGAGCUGUUCAGCAGCGUCUUCCGCAACUCGCACUACUCCAAGGCGGCCACGCAGCUCAAGGACGUGCAGGAGCACGUGAUGGAGGCAGCCAGCCGGCUGACUGCGGCCAUCAAGCCCGAGAUCGCCAAGAUGCUCAUGGAGCUGAGCGCCGGCGCCGCCAACUUCAAAGACCAGAACGACUUCAGCCUGCAGGACGUGGAGGUGCUGGGCCGAUGCUUCUUGACGGUGAUGCAGGUCCACUUUCAGUUCCUGUCGCAGGCGCUGCAGAAGGUGCAGCCGGCUGCGCAGUCGUGCCUGGCCGAGGCCCUGUCCCAGGCCCAGGAGCGCCACGCCAACAGCGCCUGCCCACAGAACUCCACUCCCGGACACGCCCCCCUCAGCGAGCUGGAAGAAGCCUGCCGGUCAUGGAAAGCAGCCUCUGAGGCCACGAUGCGUCUGCGUGAGCGGGGCCGGGACGGCUGCAUGUCGGGGCUGCAGGUGCAGCAGCUCUUCUGCUCCCACGGCUCCAGCCUCCCAGAACACCAGCUCAAAGAGCUCAACCUCAAGAUCGACAACGCACUGCAGGCUUACAGGGCUGCGUUGGAGAGCCUGGGCCACAGUGAGUAUGCCCUGAAGGCGGGCUUCCAACUGAACCCCAAGACAGCCGAAGGAGCUCUGCAGGGAUGCUGCAGUGAGGCGGAGGCCCAGCAGGCGGGCCGGAUGCAGACCACCUCGCAGCCCAUCCAGUGUGAGCUGCCCACCAUCCCCGUGCAAAUCGGCUCGCACUUUCUCAAGGGCGUCUCCUUCAACGAGUCCGCCGCCGACAACCUCAAACUCAAAAUGCAUACCGUGCUGCAGCUGAUUAAGGAGGCGGUGGGCCAGAAUGGCGUGAGCGUACGGGACGAGUCGCCCGUGACGGACGUGCUAAACCAGGUGUGUCCCUCCAGCUGGAGAGGAGCCUGCAAGACCGCCGUGCAGCUGCUGUUCGGACAGGCCGGCCUGGUGGUGGUGGACACGGCCCAGAUAGAGAACCGAGAGGCCUACGCGCCCCAGAUCACGCUCGAAGGCUCCAAAGUGGUGGUGCAGGUGCCUUCAACAUGGUGCCUGAAGGAGGACCCAGCCACCAUGUCUCUGCUCCAGCGCAGCCUGGACCCGGAGAAGACGCUGGGGCUGGUGGACGUGCUCUACACCGCCAUCUACGACCUCAACCGCUGGAAGGAGCGCAAGGAGCAGGCUCUUCCCAUAAUCCAGAUUCAGCUGCAGCGCGAAAGCCCGGACUACGGUUCCCAUGUCGACCUGCCGUCCGGCAACGGCUCCAAGGCGUCCAGCGGCGGCGGCGGCGGCCUCCCAAAGACCAUCUCCAAGCUGACCUCCAAGUUCACGCGCAAGGCCUCGUCCAUCCCCAACACCCCGUCGCGCAGCCCCGACGACAAGCCCCCCAAAGCGCCGGGCCCGGCCGACGGCCGGCUGCACAGCCUCCUCCAGCUGGGCGGCCUCUCCGGGGGACUCUCAGUGGACCCCUCCCAGGGGCUGCUGGCCAACGGCGCGGGCCCCGACGAGCAGGGCAUGAACCUCCCCACCGACCAGGAGAUGCAGGACGUCAUCGACUUCCUCUCCGGCUUCAACAUGGGAAAGUCCCAGCAGGCCUCGCCGCUGGUCAAGCGCCGGAACUCCGUGCCCUCGUCCGGCGCCAGUGCCGCCAGCGCUGCCUCCACCGCCGCCGACAUCAAGCCCCCGGCGAGCUCCCAGCACGGGCUGCAGCCGCCCCCGCAACCCCUGCCGCCCCAGCAGUCGCAGCCGCCGCCUCAGCAGCACCAGCUGUCCCUCCCCAAACCACAGCAACCGCAACCACCACCGCAGCAGCAGCAGCAACAGCCGCAGCCUCAACCACCGCAACCUCCCCCCCAGCAGCCCCAGCCUCCGCAGCCUUCCCAGCAGGCCUUGCAGUAUUAUCAGCACCUCCUGCAGCCAAUCAGCCAGCAGCAGCAGCAGCAGGCCCAGCAGCAGCAGCAACAGCAACAACAGCAGCAGCAGCAGCCCUCUCCCCAGCUCCCCGGCCAGGCUCUGCCCCAGCAGAGAGUGCCCAGCAAGUGGCUGGGGGGCUCCAGCCCACAGCCCCCGCCACAGGGUCCUCCGGGGGGCCUGUCCCCGAUGGGACCCCUGGGGCAGUGGGGGGCCCCGGGGUUGCCGGACCUGAGCUCGGACCUCUACAGCCUGGGGCUGGUGAGCACCUACAUGGACAGCAUGAUGUCCGAGAUGCUGGGCAACAAGCCGCAGGGCCCGCGCAAUAACACCUGGCCCAACCGCGAGCAGAGCGACUCCGCCGUCUUCAACGUGCUAGGGGACACGCUGCCCUUUGACCCCGCAGUGGGCUCAGACCCAGAGUUCGCCCGCUACGUCGCCGGGGUCAACCAGGCCAUGCAGCAGAAACGGCAGGCGCAGCACAUCCGCCGCCCGGGCAACGCCCGUGGCAACUGGCCCCUAGCGGACGAGGCGCACCGCACCUGGCCCCACCCAGAGUACUACAGCAGUGAAGGGGAUGCGGUGAACAGCAGCUGGUCAGCCAAUCAGGGUGACUCGGCCAGCUCGAGUGACGAGGCUUCCUCAGCCAAUGGGGACAGCCUGUUCUCCAUGUUCUCCGGCCCAGACUUGGUGGCUGCUGUUAAGCAGAGGAGGAAACACAGCUGUGGGGAGCAGGAGGUGUGCACGUUGCCCUCUCCACCUCUACACCAUGCCACUGAUGACAGCUGCCAGGACAGCAAAACCAAAACAUGGCCCCCCAAGGCUCCGUGGCAGCACUCGUCCUCCCACACCAACACCAUGCCCAACCUGGGCUCGUCCCUCUACCAGAUGAACAUGCCCCCCUCCAGCCAGUGGAGCGACUCCAUGCAGAUGCUGCAGUCGGCCGUGUGGUCCACCGCCAGCGACUGCUCUCCCUCCGGCGGCGGCGGCCUCUCGUCCGGCUUCCCCUUCUCCCAGCAGCAGCCUCCGCCGCAGCAGCAGCAGCAGCAGCAGCAGGGCCCGCCACCGCAGCCCCAGCAGCAGCCUCCGCAGCACAGCAAGCAGCCCAUCAGCAAGGGCUUCAAGUCCUUCCCCCACAAGCCCGAGCACCGGCCCUCCUACCUGCACCAGUACUGAGCAGCCGUGGAGAGGGGGGGGAGGGGGGGUCAGACUCUUGCCUCUCCUCGGCCCUUUUUCUCCCGUGCUCCCAGGGCUUUGUGCUCUUGGCACCUGUAGCAGGGCUUCUGUGAGGAGGGGGAAGUGUCUGGAUAGGGGUUUUCCUUUCUGUCUCUUAUCUUUUUUUUUUUUUUUUUGGUUAUGUAUACGCAGGUUUCGUAUUUACCCUUCCUUGGCAGAGGUACCAUCUGCGUUUAGAGGGACAAAGGCGGCUUUCUGAGCGGUCCUGUCGAGAAAAGCGCAUGAUCGUCCGCAACCCCUUUACCCCUGUACUGCGGUUCCAGCUCAUACUGUGGUGUCUUUGGCCACCUAGUUUACACCCCUCCCCUCCCCUCCUCCACCCCAAACACCCACUCCUGGACUUGCUUCUGAGCCACCCGAACAGGUGACGUGCAUGGCUGUCUCAUUUCUCUCCUCUUCCCUCCCCUCCCCUCUCGCUUUGAGCCCUGAACUCCUAGCUGACCGUGUCCAGGGGAGGGGGAGAAGAUGACCCAGUGCAAAUGAUAAUUAUACUGUGUCUAAAAAGCUGUAACUGCCAAAUCUCCUAUCAGAUGACUCAGACUACAGCUUCCAUAUUGUUCCAUAGCGUGUAAAUGACUCCAAAUGAUAUAUAAAUACUUACCUUCUUUUUAUUAAGAGGCUUUGAGCAGGCUCGGCAGAAUAUAAUCAUCGCAGAGGUGUAAUUUGAAAGAGAUACACUACUUUUUUCAAACAACUUACAAGAGUUCUAUGGGGGAAAAAAAGAAAAAUAGAAAUAAUAUAGCAGUAACUAUGUGCCAUGGUGAUAUGAAUAGCACUUGCAGAAUAUUAUUUUCCAACCAAAGCGUUGUUCAGAAGAUGAAUGGUGCUUCGUGACUAGCGAGAGGAGUUUGGGGUUGUUAUGGAAAUCAUAGCAAAUGAUACAGUUCCAUGCCCUUUUGUCUGACAAACUCUGGAAAUGUCUCUGUGUGUGUGCGUGUGUGUGUGAUUAAAAAAAAACAAAAAAAAACAAGAAACGCUCCUUUCAUGUCACCUCACGCGCAUUUCUGAUUGGCAGUUUGCUUCAGAAUAACACUAACUCUUAAAUACAAAAAACUUAACAUUUGUUCCUUAAAAAAAUACAAUAUUUUCUUGUACAAAUAUUGACAGUAUUAAUCUUAUUUUUGUAUUUUCUUACAUGUUAUACCAUUACUGUAUAUGUUAAUACAAUAUAGGCAUACUACAUCAGAUUGGAUUUCCCCAUCCCUGCCCUCAGAUGUGAAAAAGCACAUGUUUCCCUUCCUCCAGAGUUGAACUAAAAUCAUCUAUCUCGAAAGGUUACCAAAUAUGCCAUUAUAACAUAUGCCAUUAUAAACACUAAACACGAGCUGAUCUGGGCUGGUUUUAGAGCCCGUGUUUCUUCAGUUUCUAUGGCGGUGGGCUGCAGAUGAAGGCCCAGAAUGUUAACUCUUGUGAUGUUUGCGGAUGCCAAUGUUGCCUGUAUUUAUGAUAUGACACCAUGUUUUUUCUGAAAACUAACAUACUUACCAUGUUUACAGAGAAUCGUUUGCUGUAUAUAAAUAUAAAUAUAUAUCUUUUUAUAGUUCUGUGCUUUGCACAAUCAAAAUAUAGGGUUUGUUGCUUUUUGUCUGUGUUAUCUCCCAAACUGUUGCAGCCUUUUUUUUAAGACAUCUUAAAGACCUUGGACUGUAACUGUUAGCAUUUCUCAGUUGUGUCAAAUGGUUUACUAGUGACUUCACCAGAAAUCUGACCUGUAACCCUGAGAGUUGAAGUGAAGAGGCUGCUUGGCUUAUGUUGCUUAUUGUUCUCUUGAGCUGGCAACUGAAUCUUUCCAAGUGUACCAGCAAUGCAAAAAAAGUAAAAAAAAAAAAAAAAAAAUUAAAGAAAUGUAAUUGACAACCUAA